AUGGCGGAGGUUGACAUUGCUCCCCAAUUCGGCCUUGAGUUGAAGGAUGGAUUCAAAUCGGCAAAUGCUUGGGUAACCAACGGUAUCAACUGGAUAGGCAGCGACAUAGAAGGAUUCUAUCGCGAAAGGAGCGUCAUUGAGAAGGAAUACAGCGCAAAGCUUGCGGCUUUAGCUAAGAAGUAUUAUGAGAAGAAGACGAAGAAGUCGAGCAGUUUAAGUGUCGGCGACACACCUGUUAUGACCCCUGGGUCACUAGAGAGUGCAUCACUAACAACAUGGACUACACAACUCACCACUCUCGAAUCUCGCGCAGCGGAACACGAUCGCUUUGGAGGGGAAUUGAUAACGCAAGUGGCAGAACCACUGAAGGUACUUGGAGGACGUUACGACGAGAUAAGGAAACGCCACGUUGAAUAUGCGGAUAAAUUGGAAAAGGAGAGAGAUGCUACGUAUGCGGAUCUUCGCAAGAUGAAAGGGAAAUAUGAUGCUGCAUGUCAGGAAGUCGAAAACAAACGUAAGAAGGCGGAAUCUUCAUUUGAUUAUUCAAAGACAAAAGCACAAAACGCAUACCAACAACAGAUCCUCGAGAUGCACAACGUUAAGAACAGCUACUUGAUCGCCAUAAAUGUGACGAAUAAACAAAAGGAGAAAUACUAUCAUGAGUAUAUUCCGGAUCUUCUCGACAGCUUACAAGACCUUUACGAAUCGCGCACAAUUAAACUCAAUGCUAUAUGGUCGCUAGCGGCGCAAUUAGAAAAGGGGAUGCUGGAACGUAGCACAGAGUUUGUCAAUCACGUAUUGGUUGAGAUUCCAAGAAAUCAGCCUUCUUUAGAUUGCAUGAUGUUUGUCAGACAUAACGUAGGAACUUGGCAAGAGCCUCCGGAUAAGCCAUUUGAACCAAGUCCUGUGUGGCACGACGAUGAUGCGAUGAUGGUGGGAGAUACUGCUAAGGUCUUUCUUCGAAACGUUCUUAGUAAAUCUAAAAAUCAACUUGGGGAUUUGAGAAGAGAAGUGGAUUUGAAACGACGAGAAGUUGAGAGCACGAAACGUGUAAAGCAGCAAAUCAGAGAGGGUAAAGAUAAGAGGGACGAAGUUGAAGUUGUUAGAGCCAUUUUUGCUUUACAAGAAGAACUACAUCAGGUUGAUCACAAGAGGCUGACUGCAGAGGUUGAAACAUCAACAAUUACGGAAGCUGUGGGAGAUGUUACGUUAGGCUCGAAGAGUCACAACUUCAAAUCUCAAACCUUCAAAAUACCCACUAACUGCGAUUUGUGCGGUGAACGUAUUUGGGGACUUUCAGCGAAGGGUUUUGAUUGUAGAGAUUGUGGUUAUACGUGUCACAGCAAAUGUGAGAUGAAGGUUCCAGCUGAGUGUCCAGGAGAGCAGACCAAAGACGAGAAGAAGAAACUGAAAGCAGAACGUCAAGAAGCGGCCAAUGCGGUUAAAGCUCCAGGUACAGGUCUUGCAGAUAGUGUUGCGGAACUUCCAACCAUGAGUCGAUCUAAUACUAUGAAUUCGUUAAGUUCAGGUUAUGCUGCUAGUGCACAUAGAUCCAUCUCGGCAAAAUCUCCAACCGAGGAAUCACCCCCAGAUGCGGCGAUUGAUCGAAGGAGAAGCAUUUCUUCGAGUCUUAAGCCCGGCGGACUUUUGAAGAAAAACAGAGUUGUGGCUCCUCCUCCGACAGCAUAUGUUAGCGAAUUACCAGGUAGCAGUGUAGCUGAUGGAUCGGCAUCAAAAGAACCGAGAGGGAAAAUGUUAUAUGCGUAUGACGCUAAUGGUGCCGAAGAAGUCACAGUUAGCGAAGGCGAAGAAAUUACAAUACUGGAACCAGAUGAUGGCGGCUGGACCAAAAUCAAGCAUGGCUCCAAGGAAGGUCUAGUCCCUACCGCCUACCUCGAAGUUCUACCUCCUUCUUCCCCUCCAAACACUACAAAUAGACCCGUGUCUAUAAUCUCUAACUCUGGUUCCUCCAUCUCCACUGGUAAAAAACAGGGCCCAGUUGUGGCACCAAAAAGAGGAGCCAAAAAGUUGAAAUAUGUAGAAGCGCUUUAUGAGUAUACGGCGCGGACUGAUGCGGAACAUAAUAUGGUGGAAGGCGAGCGCUUUGUUCUUAUUAAGGAUGAUCCUGGAGAUGGAUGGAUGGAGGUUGAGAAAGGGGGGCAUAUCAAGAGUGUACCGGCAAAUUAUGUACAGAUUGUUUAG
Molecule: messenger RNA, 2202 nt
Organism: Botrytis sinoallii
Lineage: Eukaryota; Fungi; Ascomycota; Leotiomycetes; Helotiales; Sclerotiniaceae
Exons: 4
Coding region: 1-2202 (733 amino acids)
Biological process (GO): regulation of actin filament polymerization
Molecular function (GO): protein binding
Source: RefSeq, a predicted model, not a curated record